AGCAUCACGACGUCGCCCCUGCGACCACACGCACAAACUAUUACUCCUCCAGCCUGGAUUGCUGGGACGAACACGCUAGCUGCUCCCGCGCACCGGGGUGCGCGGCCGCGAGCUCCCCGCCCUGGUUACCCUGCGCCCCUGCGCGCGCUCGCGGCCGCGGAGCGGGACAAACGCAGCGAGCUCGGCAGAGUGGCCGCGAGCGAGUGAGGAGAGGCCUUUCUCGGGUUGAGAGGCCACAAACUCGGCCACGGGCCAAUCGGAAUCGCCGAGGGGGCUCGCCUCUUUCUUUAAGCGCCCUCCGGCGGUGGAGGCCGAAUCACCGCUAGCCACUUUGGCAUCCGCCGGCGUCCGACGCCACCACCUCCCCGCCUGCAUAAAUACCCCCUCCUCCCCGCCCGUUCCCACCUCCCCCCGCUGCUCUCCGGAUCGCCGCUCACGGCCGCCGCCCAAGGACCCGCCGCCUUCCGUCUCGUCUCCCCGCGACAGGGAAAGGCGCAAUCUUGGUCGGCCCGGCUGAUCGGCGGCCAGCGCUCGGUUACUUAGGCGGGGUGGGAGACUGAUGACGGAGUCGUGGAUGGACGUGCUUCCGCCGGCGCCGGCGCCGCCCUACUUCGCGGGGCAGGCGGCCGGGCGCUUCCUGCCGGACCGGCGGGCCCCCGGCCCCGGGGCGUGGACGCUGGAGGAGAACAAGCUGUUCGAGCGCGCGCUGGCGCGGGUGGACUGGGACGCGCCCGACCGGUGGGAGCGCGUCGCCGCGCUGCUGCCGGGGCGGAUGGUGUCCGACGUCGUGGCGCACUACGACGACCUCGAGAACGACGUCUGCUUCAUCGAGGCCGGGCUCGUGCCCUUCCCCCACUACGGCGGCGGCGGCGGCGCGGCGCAGUCCGCCGCCGGGUUCACCUUCGACUGGGACGGCGGCGACGACGCCGCCGCCGCUCUGGGCUUCAAGCGCUCCUGCUACAUGGCCGGCGGCAAGCGCGGGCGCGGCCCGGACCAGGAGCGCAAGAAGGGCGUGCCCUGGACGGAGGAGGAGCACAAGCUGUUCCUGAUGGGCCUGAAGAAGUACGGGCGCGGGGACUGGAGGAACAUCUCGCGCAACUUCGUGACGAGCCGGACGCCGACGCAGGUCGCCAGCCACGCGCAGAAGUACUUCAUCCGCCUCAACUCCGGCGGCAAGGACAAGCGCCGCUCCAGCAUCCACGACAUCACCACCGUCAACCUCCCCGACGACGACGGCGGCUGCGGCGGCAACCCCUCGCCAUCGCCGCCCUCCGUGCUCACCGCCGCCUCCACCCCCUCGUCCACCGGCGGCCCCGUCAUCUCCGAGCAGUUCGGCGUCCUCGUCGACAGCAAGCCCGCGCCGACGCACCACUUCAUGCCGCACCCCUACGGCAGCGUGAAGCUCGAGCCCGGCAACCCCCGCCACGGCGGCUUCCUGGACGACUCUGUGCUGAUGCAGAUGCAAUGCGGCCAGCUGCAGCCUCUCGGCUGACCGACUGGUUCUCGAGCAGCAACCAGGGCAGAAAGAGGAAACAGAGCUCUCAUCUCUGGCCACGCACGAGGAGGGGAUCACCCCGUUGCGCGCGUCUGUUGUUGAUUCCCAACAGGCAAGCAGCAUCCGGGUACAGCACGUUGGAUCAUACAGCUACGAGCUCAGCACAACUCACAGCCGA
This is a messenger RNA of Panicum hallii, 1673 nucleotides long. RefSeq names its product transcription factor DIVARICATA-like. Bases 560 to 1492 code for a protein of 310 amino acids. Lineage: Eukaryota; Viridiplantae; Streptophyta; Magnoliopsida; Poales; Poaceae. Gene Ontology annotation, molecular function: DNA binding. The record is from RefSeq and is a predicted model, not a curated record. The transcript has 2 exons.